Messenger RNA from Cladophialophora psammophila CBS 110553, 492 nucleotides. RefSeq lists its product as uncharacterized. The record is from RefSeq and is a predicted model, not a curated record. The coding region runs from base 1 to 492 and encodes 163 amino acids. Lineage: Eukaryota; Fungi; Ascomycota; Eurotiomycetes; Chaetothyriales; Herpotrichiellaceae. The transcript has a single exon.
AUGGCAACCGCAGUUGAAGCCACCGAGCUCACUGAGCAACCACCGCCCACCUCGAUCCAUCGCCCCAAGUCGGAAUUUGAUCCGUGCUGCAACGCCAAAGUUUCCUCCCCUUUCUACCUCUAUAACCAUGACUCUCCCCGCCCGUCCGUUGACGUCAAGAAGUCCAACAAUCCCGUCCAAGUGGCCAUCCAAGAUCUGGAGGCGGGCACCUUCAAUCUCUCACCUUCAAUCACCCAAGAGAAAAAAGUUGCACAAAAUUGGGCGGCCAGAGACAGGUUCAAGUUCUGGAAGAGAGAGAAGCAGUGCAUGACGAAGCCGAAGCCUAGAGGAUGUGUGUGGUUCACUCGGUUGUCUCCACGCCAACGACUCCUGGUCAAGCUGCUCGUCGGGUUGGUGAUCAUUGGAGCCGCCGUGGGAAUUGCCGUUGGUGUCAGUGUUAAGGUGCAUGGGACAGUGUACAAGGGCAACAACUCGACUUCGCAGAUUGGUUGA